This is a messenger RNA of Syngnathus typhle (broad-nosed pipefish), 2591 nucleotides long. RefSeq names its product dual specificity phosphatase 16 (gene dusp16). The transcript is spliced from 5 exons. The coding region runs from base 469 to 2091 and encodes 540 amino acids. Gene Ontology annotation, cellular component: nucleus; cytoplasm. Gene Ontology annotation, molecular function: MAP kinase tyrosine/serine/threonine phosphatase activity; protein tyrosine/threonine phosphatase activity. The record is from RefSeq and is a predicted model, not a curated record. Gene Ontology annotation, biological process: negative regulation of MAPK cascade; protein dephosphorylation. Lineage: Eukaryota; Metazoa; Chordata; Actinopteri; Syngnathiformes; Syngnathidae.
AAGAUGUGAUGUUCACAAAGACAGUGAAUGAAGUUCGACAGCGGCCAUAAUAUUGCAUCGAAAGUGUAUCAAGACAGAUACUUGAUUAAGACAUCGUCGAUGCUCACACAAAACACUUAGAACAUAGGUUAACCUAGGUAAACAAGGAGAAGAGCAACACAGAGAAGUUUCCAUUUUGGAGACAGUGUCGUUGUAAUUGUAAUUUCUUUCGAAAUGAAUUGUAAUGUGCGCCUGCGCCUUUAAGAGACGCCAGUUGGUCGGGAUGACGUAAUGCUCUUUUCUCCGCCAUGACCUCAGCGCCUUUGGACGCGGAUAAAGUUUGGACGAGCGAGCACACAACGCCUGUAAAACUGAUUUUGUUCGGCAACGUUUGAAGUUGGGUCCCCUUCUGGGCCUCGAAAGACUCCGAUGUCGAACGUUCGAGCGAUUUCCCGCGCCUGACGUCAUCGCGGCGUUGGCCGUCGCGACAUGGCGGAAGCCUCUUUGGCGACAGAGCCGCCCACACCCGUCGGGGUGCGCUCCCUGCCGGCGGAGGCGCUGGCGGGCCUGCUAGAGGGGGGCCGAAGGGUCACGGGUCAAGCAGGGGGCGUGCUGCUGGUGGACAGCCGACCCUUUGCGGACUUCAACGCGCGACGCAUCGCCCACGCCAUCAACGUCAACGCGUCCAAGCUGCUUAAGCGCCGGCUGCAGCGGGACAAAGUUCACGUCAAGGACGUCCUGCGCCAGGCCGCCGGAAGAGAGGUGGCGCUGGAGGCCGGCCUGCAGCUGGUGGUCUACGAUGAGGAUUCGUGGGAUGCGUGCGCACUGCGCAGUGACGCCUUCGCUGCCGUCCUGCUCCUCAAGCUCCAGCCGCACUUCCCGUCCGUGCGCCUGCUGGCCGGCGGCUUCUCGCAGUUUUCUCACCAGUUUGCGUGCCUGUGCGAGGGGAAGCAGACGACGGCGGUGGCGGCGAGGCCGUCGUCUCCGCCGGCCGCGACACCGGGCCCCACCCGCAUCCUGCCGCACCUAUACCUGGGCUGCCAGGGGGACGUCCUCAACAAGGUGGCUGCGCCUGCUGAUGAUGUGGCUUCUGGCGUGACAUCUGCCUGCCUGCCUUUCUGUGUGUGUGUGUGUGUGCGGCUGACAGGAAGCGAUGCAGCGCGACGCCAUCGCCUACGUGCUGAACGCCAGCAACACGUGCCCCAAACCCGACUUCAUCGCCGACUCGCGCUUCCUGAGGGUUCCCGUGGACGACGGCUUCUGCGACAAGAUCCUCCCCUGGUUGGACGCCUCGCUGGACUUCAUCGAGAAGGCCGAGGCGUCGGACGCCCGCGUGCUGGUCCACUGCUUGGCGGGGAUCUCGCGCUCGGCCACCAUCGCUAUCGCCUACAUCAUGAAGCGGAUGGACAUGUCGCUGGACGAGGCGUACAGGUGGCCGCCGCCGCCGCCCGGAUCGCCGCCGCGCUCCCGACUCCACGCGCUCCUGACUGGCGGUGUCGUCCGUCCACCCGCAGGUUUGUGAAGGAGAAGAGGCCCAGCAUCUCCCCCAACUUCAACUUCCUGGGUCAGCUGCUAGACUUUGAAAAGAAGAUCUCCCAAGAAGCGCAACGACAAGUCCCGGCCGGUGGACAGCAGGUCCCGGCCGGUCGACGGCAUUCCGCUCGGCCGGACGAGCUGGCGCGGGCCCCGGGCGGCCUCCGCCCGGAGGACGCCGCCCAACUCCACGGCGCCCCAGAGUCAGCGCGCCACUUCUCCCCCGUGGAGGAGGUCUCUGAGCAAAGUUGGGACGAGUCCGCCGUCCCUCGCCGGUGGGCACCCGGAGCUUGGCCCGGCGGCACCCUCAGAGGGUGGCACUCGGACAUCCUGCCGGCCCCGGGGGUCCGCCGUUGCCUCUCCCCCACGGAUACGGCGCCCUUCUACUCGGCGGCGUUUGCUCGCGGGCCGGAGGCGCCGCCGCGGCAGCCCCGAGCGUCCGACCGCGGCGUUUCUCGCAGGAGUUGGCAUGAGGAGAGCCACUUUGAGAAGACCCGAAGUUAUCCGGACAGGACGGAAAACCAGCUGGCCGCGCCAGACAGCUUUUCUGCCAGCUUGGAGCUCAUCGGCGUGUCCUGACGCAAAGGCCAAAGGUCACGCCCAGUCGCUGGGGUCAUUUUGCGUAUGGAGGAAGCGCGGACGUUGAGCGUAGUUCUCUGCGCGUGCCUAUUUGCGAUGUGUGCUUGAAAGGGGGGGGGGGGGGCGGAGGAGGGUUCUGGGGGGGUUGCGGGCAAAGCCAGGCUCGCCCGAGGCUCGUCACGGCCACGCAAAUAGACGGAUGGAUGGAGAGCAGAAAGCCAGGCUGUUGCCGUCUGUGCCUCCCAGCUCGUUUCAUUUGGCGGCGAGCAGCAGCUGACCUCAAAUGGACCAGUUUCAUAGCGACCAACUCUCAAGGAUCGACCUAUUAUUGGCCUUUUUUUUUGUUUGAAUCCGACUACUGCGGCGUCAGCGAUAAGUUAAAAAACUUCAGGGAGCUUUUGAUUUGUUUGAUUUGAGAUGCCGUUUCCACCCGGAACUUUUUGUUGCACUUGGAUUUUUUUAUUUUCUGGGGGGCGCUUUAAUAAACGUGUUCCAAGGCA